UCGGAAGCGGUGCGUGGCCGAGCCUGAGCCCCAGCCGCGUCCCUGCGCCGGCCCGAUGGCGUUUCUGCUCAGGAGAGGGCGGAAGAGCCCCUUCAAACAUAUAGCUCAUGGCCUGGUCCCUGCUGCUACCAUAGCUCCUAAACCUGCAGUUCCCCGCACCCCUCCCCCUCGUAGUCCAAACCCUUCUCCAGAAAGGCCCAGAUCUGCUCUGGCAGCAGCUAUCCUUGCAACAGCACUGACAGGGCGCACUGUUGCUAUUCCUCAGCCUCGGCAGCGAUCGCUUUCUGAAAAUGAUUCCACCUGUGUGGAACACGAAUGUUUUGAACCAUAUGCAACAGUUACAGAGCUUGGAAUGGGGCCCAGCUGGAAACUUGAUGGUAGUGACAGAUCUCCUGGACCAUCCCUGGAAACAUCAGGCAAUUACGGUGAGGAUGAAGACAUGGAUACCUAUCUUUCAGAUGCUGAGCAAGAGGCAGAGUCCAGUAGUCAGAAUAACGAGAACAAGGGAGAAAACUUUAACACCAAUGCUAUUUAUUCUGUUCCCUGCAAAAAUAAAAAGGAAGAGUUUCCACCAUCUCCUGGUGCUAAUGCUGACAAGGAAGAGUUGCCUUCUCAUGAAACUGAGUUUCAGGUGCUGGUGGAUGAGUCAAAUGUGCAAACAGAAGCAGAAGACCAACAUCCUGACUUGAAUUUAAAGGAAGAAAAAUCACUAGCUGAAAAUCUAGUAUGUGAAAAGCCUCCACCCUUCCCAGAUGUCUCUGUUCGGGCAAGGCAAGCUCGGGAAAAUAUGACUAAAGAAAAGUUCAGAGAACUAAAACAAGAAAACUGGUCUCUGAACAAGGCAUUCCAGGCUAUGCUCCAACAAUUCGAGGGAAUGAAAAAGCAAAUGGAAGAACAGCAAUUAAAGCUACAGAGACUAGAACAAGAAAACAUAAAGCUUAAAGAAGCUGCAGAGGAAUCACAUCAAGAAGAGGAGGCUACAGAAUUACUUUCUCUCAGACAACAAGCACAAGAACUGGUGGAUGAAAAUGAUGCUUUGAAGAUGACAGUCCAUCGCUUAAAUGUAGAAUUAAGUCGCUAUCAAACUAAAUUCAGGCCACUGUCUGAAGAAGAGCAUCUAAAAGUCAAAGGUUUACCCAUGAAAGGACCACCACCACCAUGGCUAUUGGAUAUGAAGUAUUUAUCACCCCUGCUGUUGGCAUAUGAAGACAGAAUAAGAGAAAAAGAAGUUUUAAUUCUUGAAUAUGAGGAAGAGAUGAAGAAUUUUAAAGCACGAGUUGAGGAGUUGGUGAAGGAGAAUGAAGACCUGCAUAACCAAGUAAUUAACUUCAUUACCCCUACAGAAUGGCAGCAGCUGCAAACUCAGGCCAAGCUGGUGUUGGAAGAAAAUGGAUUGUUGAUGGAGCAACUCAAAAUUCAACAAGCUAAAGCAAAAGACAGUCGCAGGCAACAUGUUCAAGAAGGUGCAAAAUUGACCAAACAGAUAGUAAGUUUAGAAGAAAAGAAACGGAGUCAAGAGCAGCAGUUAGCAGAGUAUCAGAAGCAGCUGGAAGCUUUGCGUUCUACCUGUGAAGAGCUGAAAGCCAAACUGGAUGGCAGAAUAGCAUCAGAGGAGCACUUUGCUUUGGUGAAUGAGUUAAAAAGCUGUUUACAGCAGGAGCAGAAGAAAAUGCAUUGUGAGGUGGAAGAUCUAAUGGGGCAGACUGCAUCACUGCAAGCUCAAAACAAGAACCUGCUUUCAGAGAAAAAUAACUUCCUGGCUGACAAGGAGAUCCUGGAAACUGACUUGGAAAAGACAAAAAAGACAAACAGGCGACUGAAGAAGCAAAUAAAUUUUUUGCAACUGCAGUUGGAGGAAGCAACAGAAAAAGAAGCUGUUGCACAUCACUACCUAGCAAAUCUUAUUGGUUUGGUGGAGACAAUAGCUCAGGAACGUGAUCAUCAUAUUUUUUUGGCCAGGUGUUUGGAAAGUGAGAAUCAUGGUGUUCUCAACAAGAUGGUAGAAGGCAGUCUACGCUUGGGAAGACUGGAAGAAAAAGUUAAGAUGUAUAAAAGGAAAGCAGCUGGGAAGCUUGGAGAUAUCAGACUCAAGAUGAGUGAGCAGGAGAAGGAGUUUGCUGGGAAGACUGAGCGGUAUGAGCAAGAAAUGAAUCACCUCCAGUGUCUGCUGCAAGACAAACAAGAAACCCUUGAGGAAGUGCUUAAGCAGAAAAGAAAAGUCGAAGGAGAACUUGAAAUCAUUUGGGAAUCCACAUCCAAAGAGAACAGAAGAAUGAGAGAAUUCUUACACAAAUCCCUAGGGAAGGACAUGUGGAGUACUGUCACGCGUCCUGACAUGCACUUAGAUGAAAUCUCUCAGAAAGAUUUAGUUUAUGGACAUGAUUUUAGCUAUUGUGAUGUGAAACCUUCCUUCUCUAUUAAAAGUUAAAUUCAACGAGAAGCUCAUUGAUAAGAUUAAAGAUGCAUUAUACAUCUCAUCCAAGAAAGACAUCUCAAGUGCCUGAAUUUGACUUUUUCAACAAGACAGAACAUUUACCCUCUUCAAAAUUACUGCAUUUUUAGCAGCAUCAAAAUGACAUAAUAUUUUCUAGCUGUGCCAUCAAUAUUGCCUAAAAUAUGACUUUGUUUUUUGAAGAAAUGACUGUUCCUUGUUAAAGCUGUACCAUGUUUUGCCUUAAGUUAACACAGAAGGACAAGUGUCCAGUUAACAAAAGAAACUGGUAAGCUCAGCAUUCCAGCAGACACAUACCUUGUCACAAGCCAAGUGAACAGCAAGACCAAAAGCUCCCAAUAUGGUAAAGAUUGUAAAUAAUUAUAUAUAUGUUGUAGUAUGUUAUAUAAUUACACAUUUUUAUUAAAAGGUCAAGUUUCAAUAAAAUCUGCUCUUAUUACCAAAGUUGAAAAGACAGAUAUGUGUUGUCUGUUCCUGUUGCUGGUGAUGAAGUGUCUUGACAUCCCGAGGUAGCCUUGUACCAGACUCUCUGCCACAAACCUUGUCACCUGAAGG
This is a messenger RNA of Colius striatus (speckled mousebird), 3007 nucleotides long. It is a transcript of the gene CEP89, whose product is annotated as centrosomal protein 89. The record is from RefSeq and is a predicted model, not a curated record. NCBI's taxonomy places the organism in Eukaryota, Metazoa, Chordata, Aves, Coliiformes, Coliidae. The coding region runs from base 56 to 2428 and encodes 790 amino acids. Gene Ontology annotation, cellular component: centriole; ciliary transition fiber. The transcript has 19 exons. Gene Ontology annotation, biological process: cilium assembly; chemical synaptic transmission; mitochondrion organization.